Prorocentrum cordatum is the source of this 1490-nucleotide messenger RNA. Lineage: Eukaryota; Dinophyceae; Prorocentrales; Prorocentraceae. The record is from the annotation of a GenBank genome assembly.
UGGCGGGCCGAGGUGCCAAAGCGAGGUGGGUGACAUUGCCGAGAAGGCCCAUCCAAGCCAGAGCUGAACAGCAGACCAGGCGGAUACUCCAGACGGACGCCUGAGGCGAAUUUGGGUUGCCAGAGGAGCUCCAUUUGCCUGCCUCCCUCUUGUCGCCGCUCACCACUCCGCGCGCACGCGGCCGUUUGGGCUUGGAGGCAGGACACUUCCCCGGCGGCAGCCCGUAGCGGGAUUCAUCGUAGUCUCCUCGCCUCCCCCGACUACCAGGCAGGAUGAGCUCGAUGGCUACGUUCGGGAGCCCAGGGGGCGAGAUCGACACGGAGUUUCCCGCACGCUUGGCCGCGAAGGACACCAAGACCGCCGUGAACGAGUUCUGCCAGCGGUUCUGUCACAGACCGGUGACCAAGGAGGACAUCCAGUAUGUCGUGCAGAAGUACCCCGGCGGGUUCCAGGCCACCGUGAAGCUGAAUUGCAUCGAGGGGAAGGAGUUCGCGGGCGAGCUGGCCCCGACUCAAAAGGAAGCCGAGAAGAGCGCCGGGCAGCAGGUCCUGGAUUUCUACGCCGAGCAGAUCAACAACAUGCCGAAGCUGACAGGCAAGAAGAAGAAGUCCUCGGGGUCUGGCCUGGGAGACCCAGCCGCGAAGGUUGCCAGGAUCGGAGAGCCAGCAGUUGUCGGCGCUCUUAGUCCGAAGAGCGAGUUGAAUUCGACUUGUUCCAAGAUAAUGAGGUGCGUCAUGGAGAAGGGCCACGUUGUCUACGAAGCGUACCAGGUGGGCAUGGCUCCGGAUCCGCAAUCUUUGCGACUCUUGUUUUCGGAGGGCACCCUCCCACAAAGUCCAAUCAGGCCAUCAGGUGGAUCCACCAUGCAGGUCUCAGCCAAGGGAAGGCGGAGCCGUCAGAUGUACACAAGGUGAAUUUGUCGGGCAGGUCUAGCAGCUGGAUCUCAUCAGUUGGUUUCGGGUCGCGCGAGCUCGGGCUGGGAUGUGUCAUCUGUACUGGGGGCUGCGGGCCAGACUGCAAGGCGAGGUCUUCUCCGCAAGCCUCUUCCGCUCCAGAGUGCGGAACAUCUGUUUUCACGUUGGCGGUUGGAUCUUUGAGAGUUGUUGUGGGGGCACGGAGUGGGCAGCAACUCUGGAACUGGCGGAUCUCAACAUCCAACUUUGCCGAAAACCUUCAGAUCAGCAACCUUCGUGAGCGUUGGCUCCCAAGGAAGCAGAGCAGAGUGCGGCUGCGAUCGCCCUGGAGGCCUUGCGCAGUGACCCCUCCCUCAUGGCCGCACACAACGCGCCCCAGAAGCCGAAGAACUGGACCCCUGGGCAGGGCAAGGGCAAAAGCAAGGGCCCUGGCUGCAUCACGAAGGGAGGGAAGGGUUUCUAAGCCUUGGUGGCAUACCCUAGGCAUACGUGGAGGCAUACGUGGUGCUCUGAGAAUGCCCUGGAGGCAUACCUGCAGCAAUCUUUGUGCUUCCUCCUACUCGGGCCAAGGUCUGU